Molecule: messenger RNA, 1172 nt
Organism: Adineta steineri
Lineage: Eukaryota; Metazoa; Rotifera; Eurotatoria; Adinetida; Adinetidae
Source: the annotation of a GenBank genome assembly
AUGGCUGAACGACCAUCAUUACCAGUCUCAGUUAAUGAAUCACUAAUGGCAGUUCUCAAUGAAAUAGGUGAUUGUGACAUCAACUUUGAAAGUCAUGAAUUACGUUCAUCAUAUCCAAAUACCGUUACAAUAUCAGAUGUUCAUGAAAUAAGUACAAUUGAUGAAGAAUAUCAAAUACGAACAUUAGGCCAACAUAAUAUGGCUAGAAUGUCGAUUUUACCAACUUUUCCACCGAACAAUUUUCUUCUUAUUCUUUCACUUACAGUUGUAUCAUUAACGCAAGAGCAAUAUGAGCGUGCUCAUUUUUAUCGUUUUCCUAAAUUAUUCAAAUUGAAAAUGAAUCUUGACCAUACUCAAGUGAAAUCAAAUGAUGAUCAUCAAACAAGUUUAUGUAAUUCAUUUCUGUUAUGUUUCUAUGACAAUCUUUAUAGGAAAUUAAAGAAACGCUUAAACGUGGGUACAUCUAUUCUUGAUUUCAAUUUAACACGUCUUCGUCAAUGUAUUGAUAAAGUCGUUGAACAACGUGGUCAGCGACAAACAAUGCUUUCUAUCGAUGAAUUACCUUUAGCAUUGGAAUUCUAUUUACAAAUUGAUGUUGACAUGUUCUUUCUCAAAACAUGUUCAUUCAAUGGUGUACAAUUACGGCAAUUCGAAGAUCGUAUUCUUGAAGGUCUCUUCUGUUUGGAUAAACCAGAAGCAAGAUUUGUUAUGAAACCUUGUAAUAAAUCAUAUUGUCAUUGUUGUCAUUCACCAUGUCCACGUCGUAAUUUGGUCAAUACUAAACAAAGAAAAGCAAUUCAAUUUUCUACACCACAUAUUCAUCGUUUUGUGAAUCAAUAUGAAGCUAUUUUGAAUUGCCCAGCAACAUGUGAAAGUAAUAAUUGUAUCUAUGUUUUAACAUGUCCUUGUGGUCAAGUUGAUUUUAUUGGUUCAACUAAAGAACAAUCAUUUGCUGAAAUAAUGGCUCUUCAUCGAGAAGAAGGCAAUCGUAUCAUACGAGAAUGUCUCGUUGGUCAACGUAAUAUCAAUCUUAUUACAAAUGGUUUCAAAUCUGAAGAACAAAAACUGUAUGAUAAACUGUGGCUCUAUCAACAUUCAUCACGUUGUCCAGAUGCUUUACAAUUAUUUUUGGAUUACAAUCCUGCUUAUUGGUGUUUUGUACCAAUGAAAUC